AUGGAUUCCAUGAGAGGGCAAGGAGGCAUUCAGUUGCUGCUGACUGCAGAACAAGACGCCCAAAAGAUCAUCUCCAAUGCCAAAAAUUUAAAAACAACAAGGCUGAAGCAAGCUAAAGAAGAAGCUGAGAGAGAAGUGGGAGUUUACCGCUCUCAGUUGGAAGCUGACCACCAAAAUAAAAUUUCUGAGACAAGUGGGAGCUCUGGGUCGAACGUAAAACGGCUCGAAGAAGAGACAGAGCAGAGGAUUCAAAACUUGAGGGAGACGGCCUCAGGAAUUUCAUCAACUGUGGUGGACCUGCUUGUCAAGCAUGUCACGACGGUGAAAAGUUAA
Messenger RNA from Malania oleifera, 333 nucleotides. RefSeq names its product V-type proton ATPase subunit G1-like. NCBI's taxonomy places the organism in Eukaryota, Viridiplantae, Streptophyta, Magnoliopsida, Santalales, Ximeniaceae. The transcript is spliced from 3 exons. Gene Ontology annotation, molecular function: proton-transporting ATPase activity, rotational mechanism. The coding region runs from base 1 to 333 and encodes 110 amino acids. The record is from RefSeq and is a predicted model, not a curated record. Gene Ontology annotation, cellular component: vacuolar proton-transporting V-type ATPase complex. Gene Ontology annotation, biological process: proton transmembrane transport.